GGUGCUUGAUUGCCUUCGAAAGCACGUUGAAUGAAGCAGAUAGUUCUUUUCAACUUCCUAAAAAAAAGAAAAAAAAAAAAAAAAAAUCUCAAUCAAAUUGCUCAUAUUUCAAACUUCCAUUUUUCUCCAUAGGGCUUGAGAUCUCAGACUGUGGACUGGUCUUGGCUGCAAUCGACAAUGGAGGAAGAAGACAAACAGCCACUGAAGGAAGAGAAAAGUCCUCUACAAGAAGAAAAAGAGGAAGCAAAAAAAGCAGAAGCAGCUGAAGCACAAGCAUCGCCGGCAAAAAGUGGAGGAUGGGGAGGCUGGGGAUUUUCUUCUGUUUUCUCAGAUCUCCAGAAAGCCGCCGAAGAGAUCUCUCGCAAUGCGGCUGCAGUUGCUCAGACUGCAGCAAAGAGCAUUGCCGACAUGCAAAACCCUGCGGAGGACUCGGAAGAAUCUUCCAAGGAGGAAGAAGGGGAUACUGAAAAGGAAAGCCAGGAUGGGAUGGAAAGCCAAGAUGAGCAUGAAAAGCAACGAAAGGCUGCUCUGGAAAAAUUGGAAAAAGCUAGUGAAGAUUCGUUUCUCGGUCAGGGUUUGAAGGUACUUGAUAGUUCUGUGGAGAAUUUUGCUUCAGGAGCGUGGCAAGCAUUAGGAAGUGCAUUGAAAGGCAGUACUGAUCUAGUCCACAAGCUUGAGAAUUCAGCUGUGAAUCUUGCGGGAUCCAUCCAGCAAGGUGGUUUGCCUACAGCUGCUGGUUCUGCUGCACCAUCCUUAUUAGAGACUGGAAAGGCUUUUACCUCUAAGGGAAUGCAAGUGCUUGAGCUUGUAGGCAAGGAAACUUUGGAUCUACUGAUCACAGAGACUGGUAUAGAAGUUGAGAAGAAUUCUAAACCCUCUGAACAGGAAGCCGAAGAGGAUCAGUUAUACGAGGAAGUAGGAUUUGAUCGAUGCUUCUAUAUAUAUGGAGGUCCAGAACAGUUGGAGGAAUUGGAGGCGUUGUCCAGCCAUUAUGCACUAUUAUUUAACCGGAGAAAAGGAAAAUUAUCAUCAGAACAGAAAUCUACUUAUGAUGGAAAGCUUAAACAGGUGCAGCAGAUUUUCAGUUUGGAUAUUGAAUUGGAUGGAAGUGGUGCAGAGUCGGAUAAAGGCAAAAAGAAAGAGACUGGAGAUGAUGGAAAUAGCGAUGAGAUGAAGAGUUUGCAUGAUUCAAGCGUCAGCAAGGCUGCUGAUAUGGCGGCUGGGUUCACAAGUGCUUUAGCUGGACAAGCUGUUAAUGAUAUAAUUCAAAGAACCACCGGCCGAGUAGAGAGUCUUCACUCAGAGGGAGUUCAUAGACUCUCGGAAAUGUGCUGCUCUGCGGUGUCUCAACUGUUGAUGCUUGGUAAAUCCAUCAUAUCUAGUGCAAACAACACUCAGGUAGAAGAUGCGGAUGCUGAUGUCGAGAAUAUUGAUUGGCCUGAAGAUUCUGUUGAGAAAGCAAAGAUAAUCAGAUCAAAAGCGCAAGCAAUGACUGGAUACAUGGAGGCAGUGUCCAGUAGUUUCAUCACAGGCAUAUCUGAUGUUGCCGAAGCUUAUCUAGCAGCCAUAAAAGGUGCUUCUGCGGAAUCCCAUGAUGUGCUUCCACAGACAUCAAUCCAAGAAAAAGCCAGUUCCUUCUCUAAACAUCUCCGUGAUGACCAGAACACAGCUUUGGGCAAAAUCCAGGACGGGCUUCACUACUUGUCGUAUGUGGUCGUUUCAAGCUCUAUGCCCACUGCAUGAGAGAACUCAGAUCUCUGACCCUUCACAAGCUCUAUUUGUUAAGCUUUGUAAAUAGUGGUUUUUCAAGUGGGUUUGAGUUCUCUUAUCAUUUCAAAUGUUAUACGAAAUUGAAGGAAAAUUCUUGUUAGAACUCUUAAACAGUCAGCAAUUUGUAACAAUGAGGAAGGUAGAGAUUAUGUAUUGCGUUAAUUAAGGUUAAGUUGAUGGAUCCUAUACACAGCUA
This is a messenger RNA of Prunus mume (Japanese apricot), 1966 nucleotides long. NCBI's taxonomy places the organism in Eukaryota, Viridiplantae, Streptophyta, Magnoliopsida, Rosales, Rosaceae. The record is from RefSeq and is a predicted model, not a curated record.